Phyllostomus hastatus (greater spear-nosed bat) is the source of this 2231-nucleotide messenger RNA. RefSeq names its product TBC1 domain family member 7 (gene TBC1D7). The coding region runs from base 221 to 1102 and encodes 293 amino acids. The transcript has 8 exons. The record is from RefSeq and is a predicted model, not a curated record. Gene Ontology annotation, biological process: negative regulation of TOR signaling; activation of GTPase activity. NCBI's taxonomy places the organism in Eukaryota, Metazoa, Chordata, Mammalia, Chiroptera, Phyllostomidae. Gene Ontology annotation, molecular function: GTPase activator activity.
CCUGGUGAACGGGCGCAUUUUGUUAGGCGGGCUGCCCCGGGCGUUGCGGCCCCGUCGUUUCCCUCCUCCUGGCUCGGCCACCGGUGGCGCCCUUGACCCCCCGGCUGGCCCUCGCGUCGCCCGCCUGCCCGCCCACCGGUCAGCGCCUCUGGUCUGAUUUCUGCGGUUUCCCCGGGACCACUUAGUCUCUACCCGGGUUUCCAUUACUGGAGAAUGAAACAUGACUGAGGAUUCUCAGAGAAACUUCCGUUCAGUAUAUUAUGAAAAAGUGGGGUUUCGUGGAGUUGAAGAAAAGAAAUCAUUAGAAAUUCUCCUAAAAGAUGACCGUUUGGAUAUUGAGAAACUUUGUACUUUUAGUCAAAGAUUCCCUCUCCCAUCCAUGUACCGUGCCUUGGUAUGGAAGGUGCUUCUAGGGAUCCUGCCUCCACACCAUGAAUCCCAUGCCCAGGUGAUGAUGUAUCGCAGGGGGCAGUACUCGGAUGUCCUUCAUGCCCUGAAAGUCGUUCGCUUUGUCAGUGAUGCCACACCUCAGGUUGAAGUCUAUCUCCGCAUGUAUCAGCUGGAGUCUGGAAAGUUGCCACGAAGCCCCUCCUUCCCACUGGAGCCAGAAGAUGAAGUAUUUCUUGCCAUUGCUAAGGCCAUGGAAGAGAUGGUGGAAGAUAGUGUCGACUGUUACUGGAUCACCCGAUGCUUUGUGAACCAGUUAAACAGCAAGUACCGAGACUCUUUGCCCCAGCUGCCAAAGGCUUUUGAACAGUACUUGAACAUGGAAGACAGCAGGCUGCUGAGUCAUCUGAAGAUGUGUUCUGCGGUGCCCAAACUUCCUUAUGACCUCUGGUUCAAGAGGUGCUUCGCAGGUUGCUUGCCUGAAUCCAGUUUACAGAGGGUUUGGGAUAAAGUUGUAAGUGGAUCUUGUAAGAUCCUAGUUUUUGUAGCAGUGGAAAUUUUAUUAACCUUUAAAAUAAAAGUAAUGGCACUGAACAACUCAGAGAAGAUAACAAAGUUCCUGGAAAAUAUUCCCCAGGACAGCUCGGAUGCGAUUGUGAGCAAGGCCAUCGACUUGUGGCACAAACACUGUGGGACCCCGGUACAUUCAGCCUGAACUUCAGCCGUGGACAGCCUGCCAGGUCCACCCUGAACAUUUCGUUGUGGGGCGUGAUCUAAACUGAUUGAAAACAGGAUUCUUGCUUUGGUGCUCAAACUGUAAUUUCUUUUCCAGUAAAAUUAUUUAAUCAGGAGACCUGUUGUCGCUGUGUUGUGAGCAGCAUCUUUUGGUUACAGAGAAGAACAAAGUUCCACUCUGAAUACAAUUUUUAGAAGGGUUGUUGGAGUUUCUAAAGCAGUUCAGGCAGGGAGGGUACAGGUGCUUUAAUCAGCAGUGCAUAACCACACCCUGUCCCUCUUCCCUCUAAUUAGCCCCAGGUCAGAGUCUUUCUGAAGUCUAUUUCUGGAGUGAAGAAUAACUUCCUUUGGCUGAGAGCUUGGAUUUGGCUUUUGUUGAUGCAGUACUUGUUUAGAUCUAAGCUGACUGCUUCUCUGAGGCCUCGUUUUGCUAAAUAGGUUUAAAUAAAGGACUUACAUUUUUUUCUCUUUGUGCCAUUUGGAAUGAAACAGAUAUUGAACAAAGUGUGUCUAAAUUUACCUACCAGGAGAGAGAAUACUUGUUGCUGUUUUGCUGGACCCAUGCUUUUUCCUGAUGGGCCAUUAAAUGUUGGAUGGGCUUCAUGGAGCACUUUGCCACCCAGAGUUGGAGUGGGAGAAGUCACAGGUUAAAGUUAAUAGCCUGUGACCCUGGGCCAUGUUGUGCCUCACAAUGGUUACUGUCCACUGGGCAGUGGCAGGCUUUGAGACUGGGGAGCGAGACGCUGUCCUUUGUGUGAGAUAAUUCAGCUGUCAGACCUGCAGGAGCCUGAGUGGUGAGUUGGAUUCUCCACUCCAUGAAAUUAUGAAGUUAUAAAUCGGAGAGCUCAGUCCCACCCUCCUGUGUGAAAUAACUGUCAAGAAAGAGUUCAGAGCAACCAGAGUUGUUCACCAGCCCGUAUGUCUGUAUAGUAGCAUAUCUAAGAGUAUCUUAAGUUUGUAACACAAGAAAGACAUACACUCAGAACGUUACAGGGUGCAGCCAAGAGGGGGGACCCCAAAUGGGCAUUUGAAAUGGGGUCCAGAACUCAAGGUGUCCAGGAGAUUUUAAGAUGUCUUUACCCCUUCAUGGAGCAAGAACAUGCAGGGCU